CUUGCUUCAGGCCAGAGGUGGCUCGCUCACCUUCUGCUGGCCUUCCCAGCCAGCGGGGACUUGGUGACCACAGCGUGCCUGGGGUUUGUACACUCUUCACAUCCUUCUCCAUCGUGUUUCCUUCCUGUUCUCUGACACACUCUGCUGUCCAAGUCCUGGGUUACCAAGUGAGGAGUGAUGUGCGGUGGCGACAGGCUGGUUUUUCUCAGCCUUUAGGGCUCCGGGAUUGAACCCGGCAGGUUGUGCGCGUGUUGGUCCCCAUGGACAGAGAGGACGAAUCAAGCAGAAUCUUGGGAGGAGGGAAGGGACCCCCGGAAAUGAACAUACAAGAUAUUCACUCUAGUUAUUAGGUGAAAUGGACUUCUUUUUGCUUUAUUCCUUAAGCUGGUGGUGGUUGUAUUUUUAUUUUAUUAUUAUUAUUUUUGGGGGGGCUCAAAGUGGCAGUGGAGAAAGGGCAUUUUUCUUUUCAUUCUUGAAUUGAGUGGAAUCUGUAGACUCCGGAAGGAAUUUGUGUGAGAAAUAUUCUAGUUUACCACUAAUUGAAAACGGAAACGUUUUUAUGUUUGGUCGUUUGUUUUAUAAGGAAUGCAUAAUAAGUGAGAAGUCAUUUACUGUUGGUAAGGAAACGCAACUGCUCAUUUUUAUCAGGGUAUUGCCGUACUUAUUUUAUUGCAAGCAGCACGUUAAUUUGGAGUUGGCAGUGCUUUUGAAAAUCAGGCUGUCAUGUCAAUGCAGAUUUUUAAAUUAGAGGAAAUACAGAUAAUUGAAAUGGCCAGGAUUUCCUCGUACUGCUUUAAAGGCCUGACAUUUGUUUGUGCACGAAAAGUUAUCUUGUUAUGUGAGUGAGCCCUUAUUUAAACUUUAAAAAGUCUUUUCAUGAUUUCAAAUGUGAAUACUCCAACAUGAAUGGAACUGUACAUUGAGGCGUGUGUGUGUGUUCACACACACACUAUAAACACGCAAGAACUGCUAUACUCGUCUGUAUUCAUUUUGCGUCUCUUCCACGAGCUAGCUUGAAAAUCCUGGUUGCUACAGAAAAUGACUUCUUAUUUUGAGACUCCAUUUUAGUUUGGGAUCUCUUUUUUAAUGAAUGAAGUAUAUACCUUGACUAGUUUCUUCAUCAUGAAUCAAAUGCUUCUAACAGCAAACAAAUGGCACAAAAGCAGCAGCACCAAAGCCGUUUUUAAGUGGAAUUUUCCUUUAUGGAGAUGAACUGAUGCUGAGCUCUCUAUUCCAGUGCUCAUGCUCAGUAUUCCCUACAAGGGCGUAUUUUCGUUAUUUGUUAGUUUCACCAACAGGAAGGCAUUACUUCUUGAUUCUGCUUUUUACAAGUUGAAUAGCCUAAUUUUUAUGGCACGGGGUCUCUUGCUCGCAUUCUUCUUCCAUGAUGUGGUCCUCGGCCUCUCUUGGAUUGGACUCUGGCCAGAACCCCAGCAUCAUUGUAAUCCACUGAUGAAGGUGAUCAUUACCAGGAUUUCAGAUGCAUGCCAGGUUUCCACUGAUUGCCAGAAUUCGAGAUCACUACACAUGGAUCCCCCAAACCAGCAUGGCAGUGGCAGUUCAUUGGUCGUGACCCAGCCGCCCGCCCUGGACAGCCGGCAGCGGCUCGACUAUGACAGAGAGAUCCCACCUGCUGCUAUUUUGUCCCUAGACCAGAUCAAGGCCAUCAGAGGCAGCAAUGAAUACACGGAAGGGCCGUCAGUAGUGAAAAGACCUGCUCCUCGAACAGCCCCGAGACAAGAAAAGCAUGAGAGGACUCAUGAAAUUAUACCAAUUAAUGUGAAUAACAACUACGAGCAUAGACCUGCGAGCCACCUGGGACACGCGGGACUCUCACAUCACGCCCGAGGCCCUGUUCUGAGCAGAUCGACCAGCACUGGGAGCGCGGCCAGUUCUGGGAGCAAUAGCAGCGCAUCAUCUGAGCAGGGGCUGCUGGGAAGGUCACCGCCCGCCAGACCUAUCCCUGCUCAUCGGUCUGAAAGGGCCAUCCGGACCCAGCCCAAGCAGCUGACGGUGGAUGACUUGAAGGGCUCUUUGAAAGAGGACCUGACCCAGCACAAGUUCAUCUGUGAGCAGUGUGGGAAGUGCAAGUGUGGCGAGUGCACGGCCCCCAGGACCCUGCCGUCCUGCUUGGCCUGUGACCGGCAGUGCCUCUGCUCGGCAGAGAGCAUGGUGGAGUACGGGACCUGCAUGUGCUUGGUCAAGGGCAUCUUCUACCACUGCUCCAACGACGAUGAGGGCGACUCGUACUCGGAUAGCCCUUGCUCCUGCUCCCAGUCACACUGCUGCUCUCGGUACCUGUGCAUGGGAGCCAUGUCUCUGUUUCUACCUUGCUUACUCUGUUACCCUCCUGCCAAGGGGUGCCUGAAGCUCUGCAGGGGGUGCUAUGACUGGACCCACCGCCCAGGGUGCAGAUGUAAGAACUCCAACACUGUCUACUGUAAGCUGGAGAGCUGCCCCUCCCGGGCUCAGGGGAAGCCUUCAUGAUUUGGGAGGUGGGUUGGACCUCUUGAACUCCUAACUUUCGAGCUGUGGCUGUUGGAAAAGAUGCUAUUUGAUACUGAUUUUAUUUUCUUUACGACUUUCCCAUUGCCUGCCUUCUCUCCUUCUGUUCCCAAGGCUUGACUUGUGGAUGGUACCCUCUGGUGGACAAUCAAUGAGAAUGGACUGGGUCCCGCUCAGGACGAGAGCCUCUGCCACCCACCAAGAGGGUGUUGGGAGCCACUGGCUUGGGGUUUUUGUAGCCUUUUUAGUCUGCAAGCAACUUUCCAAAGUUGCCCACACAACAACCGUCCCCCCCCCACACACACACCCCUAGGGGACAGUGAUUGACAGCUGUUUUUGAUGGGGUUAUUCUGGGAGCAGGGAAAUUGGUGUUUAAAAAAGCAACCCUUUAAUUGCUUAAAUAAGCUAUGUAUUCAGUCUCUCUCCAGUUAGUGCCGUCUUACUAGCAUUGGACCCUUAAGUAGCAUGGGGGAUAUAUUUUUGUUAUAACAUAAAAGUUUUCCUUUAACCACUGCCUUCUUGCCCCUCAGAGUUCCCUCCCCUCAGUUUUGGCAUUGUCUUAUUGUAGUGAUGCCAUGGUUUUGUUUGGGGUUUUUUUGGUAUGGAAUGUUAGAUUCACUCUUCACAUUGGAGAUAUAUUGGUUGUCUCUUGCUGAUCUUUAUUCUAGCUUUCUUAUUCGUGAAGGUCUCAGCUGCCUUCCUUCCACAUCCCACACCUUUCACCAAAUCUCUCUUGUCGUUGAGGGCACCUGGGUUACUGAAGGUGAUAUUUAUAGCUCAUCAGUCUGCAGGUGUCAGAGAGGUAUGCUGCCUGACGUGAUCUUGGCUCCUGAAUGGUCCCUUUGCCUUGGUUAGUUAACAGCUGAGUAAGUCUAAUCUCUUCUGUGUUCUCAUUGCCUUAGCCACAAAUUGUGGUGCUUUUUGUAUAUUUUAUGUAUAAAUCACAAAGUUGAAUUCUGACUAUUUUUAAGACAAAAGUCUGUUAAACUUUUUUAUUGUAAAGAAUAUUUAUUAUGCGAAUCUCUAUUAUUUUAUGAUAUUUAUUGCAAAAGACUGUUGAAAUGUACUCAUGUCUGAAUAUAACAAAAUAUCAAUACAUAACGGAAAAUAAGGUGAUACGAAGAAAGUACAUAUGUUAACUAUAAUGCAGAAAUAUAUUAAUUAACAAAAC
This is a messenger RNA of Myotis myotis, 3676 nucleotides long. It is a transcript of the gene SPRY1, whose product is annotated as sprouty RTK signaling antagonist 1. The transcript has 2 exons. The record is from RefSeq and is a predicted model, not a curated record. The coding region runs from base 1243 to 2487 and encodes 414 amino acids. NCBI's taxonomy places the organism in Eukaryota, Metazoa, Chordata, Mammalia, Chiroptera, Vespertilionidae. Gene Ontology annotation, biological process: animal organ development; multicellular organism development; negative regulation of MAP kinase activity. Gene Ontology annotation, cellular component: cytosol; membrane.